Messenger RNA from Diaporthe amygdali, 1590 nucleotides. RefSeq lists its product as uncharacterized. The record is from RefSeq and is a predicted model, not a curated record. Lineage: Eukaryota; Fungi; Ascomycota; Sordariomycetes; Diaporthales; Diaporthaceae. Bases 1 to 1590 code for a protein of 529 amino acids. The transcript has a single exon. Gene Ontology annotation, cellular component: membrane. Gene Ontology annotation, biological process: transmembrane transport; amino acid transport. Gene Ontology annotation, molecular function: transmembrane transporter activity.
AUGGGGUCUCCCGAGAAGAAGGAAGCGGCCCUCUUCAAAGACCCGGCUUCCGUCGACACCGAGACCGGCACCACCACAACCCACGACCCCGGUGUCCUGGUCAACGCGUCCGGCCAUGCCCAGGAGCUCUCACGGCGCUUCAACCUCAUUUCGCUCGCAGGCGUCGGGAUCACGGUUGGGAACGCCUGGCCCGCGAUCGGCGGCACCAUCCUCGUGGCCAUAUCCAAUGGCGGGCCGCCCGGGGUGCUGUACGAGUUCAUCGUCGUCUCCCUCUUCUACUUCCUCGUCGCGGCCAGCCUGGCAGAGCUGAGCUCCGCGAUCCCCAGCUCGAGCGGCGUCUACCACUGGGCGUCCGUGACGCCCGGGCCGAAGCACGGGCGCGUCGUCGGCUUCUUCGCCGGCUGGUGGAACUACCUCGCCUGGACGAUGGGCGGCGCCAGCAUGGCCGCCAUCUUCGGCAACACCAUCGUGCAGAUGUACGCGCUCAACCACCCCUCCUUCGUGGCGCAGCCGUGGCACGUCUUCGUCGUCUACGUCAUCUCGGCCUGGCUCGGGUGCGCCGCCGUGUGCCUCGCCAACUCGGCGAUGCCGCACCUCAACAAGAUCGGCAUCUUCACCAUCCUCGCCGGCUUCUUCAUCACCAUCGUCGUGGUGGCGGCCAUGCCGGGCCACGACGGCCGCCCGCCGCACGCCACCGGCGCCUUCGUCUGGGAGCAGUGGACGCAGGCCCUGGGGUACUCGGACGGGUUCGUCUUCGUCGCGGGCAUGCUCAACGGGGCGUACAGCAUCGGCGCCGUGGACGUCAUCACGCACCUGGCGGAGGAGAUCCCCAACCCGCAGCGGAACGUCCCCAUAGGGAUGGCCUUGCAAUUGGGAAUCGGCUUUGUUACUGGAUUUUGCUACCUGGUGGCUAUCAUGUACGCCAUCAACGACCUGGGCGUGGUCUCCGAGUCGGCGUACCCCAUCGCCAAGAUCUACGAGCAGGCCACGGGGAGCGCGGCCGGCGCGUGCGGCAUGCUGGCCCUCAUCAUGAUCAACAUCGGCCUCUGCGUGAUUGGGCUGUUCAUCACGACGGGUCGGACCCUCUGGACCCUGGCCCGGGACGGCGCAGCGCCGUUCCCGAGUGUCCUCGGAAAGGUGGACCACAGGCUGGACAUGCCCAGGAACGCAACGGUGGCGACGGCGGUGCUCGUGACGAUCCUCGGGUGCAUCUACGUCGGCAGCACGACUGCGUUCAACGCCUUCAUCGGCUCCACGAUCCUGUUCUUCAGCAGCUCGUACAUCGCCUCUAUCCUGCCGCACCUCCUCCAUGGCAGGAAGGGAAUCACGUAUGGGCCGUUCAGGAUGAGAGGAUGGGUUGGUUUUGUGGUGAACGGUCUGUCUUGUGCGUACCUGAUGGUUUGGUUUGUGAUAUACUCGUUCCCUUACUUCCUGCCGGCGGAUGCGCAGAGCAUGAACUACUCGUGUCUGAUCUGGGGUGGUCUGACAAUAAUCGUCGGGCUGUGGUGGUUGCUCGGCGCGAGGAAGGGGUAUGAAGGCCCUCAGACAACGGGUGGCCUGGUCGAGGCGGAGAAGGUCCCUGGCACGUAA